AUGGUUACGUCAUCCCAAUUGCAUUUACUGGUCUCUAAUUCCACAUUGUUCGAUGACUAUGGACGAUCCAUUAGCCUCUCUUCAGGUAGAGACUCCUCUGCUAGCUCGAACUCUUCCAAGAUUGUAACAGCUGUCCCCAAGGCUGAUGUGCAGGAAGAUGCUGCGGGUGGUGUCCAGAAAUUUCGUGUCAAGUUGUUGGCUGAGACUUACGGACAGACCACAACUGAUGUUCUUUGUCAGAUUGGUUUGGAUGGCCUCUGUAUGCUUGAUCCAAGUACUAGCCGGAAUUUGAGAAUAUAUCCUCUUGAGAACAUCACAAGAUGCGUGAAAUUAGAUUCUUCUAUUUUGGCCUUUUGGUCUAAGACUCCGGUAGACAUUGAUGCUAAGCGUAUUAGACUGCAAUCAAAUAGUUACACCACCAACACACUUCUGGACACAGUGAUAGCUGCAAUGUUUCAGGCUAAGGAGAUUGGGGGAAGUAGCAGACCUCCUGACUCUGUAAAGCUGGUGGAACAAUCAGCUGAGAAGAAGAAAGGAUUGGGUGAUUGGAUGAACAUUAUAAAUCCUGUAAAUGAGGAGAAAGAUCACUGGGUCCCUGAUGAAGCUGUUUCGAAGUGCACAUCGUGUGGAUCAGAUUUCGGUGCAUUUAUGCGAAGGGUUCAGGUUCCAAUCUCAGGAUCAGAGACCAUCGAGUGUGGUGUUUGCCAAAACCCUUUCCUUGUUACCGCCCAUUGAUCUUCCUACCUUCUUUUAUUCUGCCUUGACAUAUAUUACUAAGCAAACCUAUGAGGUUUUGGGUCAUUUGGUUAUUGAAUUGGGUUUGAUCACACCAAAAAUAAGUUGUUGGUCGUGUCUCAUGUGGUGCUUCCCCUUUUUGUGUAUAUGAAAGCCUUUCGAGUGUUGGGCUGAUUGUCUGAUUUACUGAUCCAACCUCUAAUAAAUGUCUAUGAACAUUUACAUGCUCUGAGAGAUAUAAGUUCUAUAUGAUUUCAUUGUUCAUGUAAAAGCUAGAUACUAAGAAGAAGGGAGUUCCAUGGUUGUAUAACAUUUAUGUCUUUACGAGCUGAUCUAUAGUAUAAUGCGUAUUAUUCUGUUA
Brassica rapa (field mustard) is the source of this 1096-nucleotide messenger RNA. Its product is annotated as protein FREE1-like. Gene Ontology annotation, cellular component: ESCRT I complex; late endosome membrane. The record is from RefSeq and is a predicted model, not a curated record. Gene Ontology annotation, molecular function: ubiquitin binding. NCBI's taxonomy places the organism in Eukaryota, Viridiplantae, Streptophyta, Magnoliopsida, Brassicales, Brassicaceae. Gene Ontology annotation, biological process: multivesicular body assembly; intralumenal vesicle formation.